Molecule: messenger RNA, 1377 nt
Organism: Anopheles marshallii
Lineage: Eukaryota; Metazoa; Arthropoda; Insecta; Diptera; Culicidae
Gene: PolD2
Product: DNA polymerase delta subunit 2
Exons: 5
Coding region: 1-1377 (458 amino acids)
Biological process (GO): DNA strand elongation involved in DNA replication; DNA replication
Cellular component (GO): delta DNA polymerase complex
Molecular function (GO): DNA binding
Source: RefSeq, a predicted model, not a curated record
AUGUUGUUUCCCGAGGAUACAAACUUUUCCAACCCACCGAGCGGGAGUGCAUUCGAGCGGUUAACAGUGCCCUACACGUACCGAUCGGAAAGUUUCCAUUUCGUGAAGAAAGAUUUCUCGAAACAGUUCGCUUUCAUUUAUGCGUCCCGUUUGGAGGAAAUGCUAAAGCUGUUGGAAGACAGUGUGCAGAAAAAAUGGGGCGCCGACAUGCCGAUCAGAAGAUUGGCUGAUCUGCGUGAAGAUUGUCCUGAGAAAUGUGUCAUCAUCGGUACGCUGUUUAAGCAUCAGGAACUGAAGCCGAGCAUUUUGCGCGAAAUAUCGGAGGAAAAUCAGCUGGCUCCACAGCCGCCACGCUCACACUACACGAACGAUAAUGAUAUACUGAUUUUGGAAGACGCUCUGCAGCGCAUCAAGCUUGUGGGCAAAAUAGACGUACACACGAUCGUAACGGGAGUGGUGUGUGCUGUCAUGGGCCAAGACAGAUAUGAGGAAAGCGAUGGUCGAUUUUUCGUAGAGGAUCACAUUUUCUAUCAAGGAGGCCCUCAGAAAGAACUGAAACCUUUGGCAAGCUCCCCGUUGCUUGUUCUGGUUUCCGGAUUAAAUCAGACGGCCGCAAACGAUUUUUCACCUUCGUUGGAAUUGCUGCAGCAGUGGGUGUUUGGCAAUCUGGAACAGCUCGUCGAGGGACAAGAUUGGGAAGCGGCCAGCAUUGUUCGUAUUAUUAUAGCUGGCAAUUCGGUUAAAGCAAGCGCCAAACCUAAAAAUCAUCUUCACUCGAAAGUAACGACCGAAACGGAUGCACUCCUUGGAGCGGUCAAGUCCGUCGAUUCACUAAUACACAAUCUCGCCCAAUCGGUCCCGGUCGAUCUGAUGCCAGGUGAGUUCGAUCCGGCCAAUCAUAUGCUACCGCAGCAAGCGAUGCAUCACUGUUUGUUCCCGCGUUCGGUUCAGUUCAGCUCGUUCAAGGGUGUGACGAAUCCGUACGCCUUUGAGCUAGCCGAUCGGUAUGUUAUCGGAACGUCCGGACAGAAUGUGCUCGAUGUGAUGCGUUACUCCAAGAUAGACUGUCCGCUGGAAGCGUUAAAGGCAACGCUGCGCUGGAGUCACCUAGUUCCGACCGCGCCAGAUACGCUGCCGUGCUAUCCGUAUUAUCAGAAGGAUCCCUUCAUCAUCGGUGAAUGUCCGCAUGUGUACUUUGCAGGAAAUGUGGGUAAAUUUAUGACGGAAAUGUGGACGGGUGCAAACGGUCAGAAGACGCGGCUCGUUUGUGUGCCAUCGUUCUCGGAAAGUCAAAGUAUUGCCGUCGUAAAUCUGCGUACAAUGGAUUGCCGCAAAAUCAGCUUUAAAAUGGUUGGAUUUGAAGGAGGAGAAGAGUGA